GCACUCCCCGACUCGUCCCUCUCACUCUGCUCCAUUCACUCCCCUCGCCUCGCAGCCGCUGCCGCCACGCUCCUCUCAGCUCUCGCCUCUCCCCCCGCCUCUCCGCCGUUGCCGCCGCGGGGCUCCUCUCAGCUCUCGCCUCUCUCCUUUCCCCUUGCUGUGUCGCCUCCCCUCGGCGCCGCCGCCUCGCCUUGCCUCGGGUCUCCGUUCCACCUAAUUUUUUUUUAACUUUUUGCUCCAAGCCAGCGACGAAUCCCCGGAUCUGGCGUCAGCGAGGAAGGAUAUGGUGGCUGCGAGGACGUACACGCCGGAUCCGGGCCAGCACAACCACCAGAUGGGGGCUGCGGCGGCUGGACACCUUCGAGGUGCUGCCGCGGGCAGGAGAAUAUCGCUGCAGCACCCUUCGCCGCUGCCAAGCUCCUGGCGCUGGUGGACGCGAGACCCUAAGUUGCCGUCCACCACGAGGUGCUGCUACGGGUAGGAGGAGCUGCUGCCGCACACCACUAAGUGAUGCUACGGGCAGGCGGAGGUGUGACCACGACGACGUACCAGACAAGAACAAACAAACAAAAUGCAUUUGAAGUGGCGUGUCGUGGCCGUGCUGGGAUGGUCGAUCGAUACCGCGCCGAUCCGGUUCGACGGGGUCGUCGAUGACGUGCUGUGGGAACAGGAGACCGGGCUCUGGUCCCGGCAGUCCGGGGCAUGCUGCUGCUCGUGCAGCAGAAUGACGGCCGCAUCGGCGCGUCCGGGGAGAGUUGCGUCGACCUGGUGGGCAGGUGAAUUCGUUCGACGGCGUGCAAGAGUUCUUCGCCCAAUUCCACUACCCCAACGCACAGAGAGGCGCAGUGAAUGAGAAUGUUGGCUUAGAAAUUCAGAACAUCCAAGAAGUGGUCGGGGGACUGGUUUUGUUAAGUGAACACGGUACAAAGUUAGUUCGGUUUAUGAUUUGGACGUGGUUUAAUGUCAUGAACCAUCUGUUUUGUUUUUGUAAUAUCUUUUUUUCCUAUCUAACAAGAGGUUGUUAUUGUUCAUUGCCCUGCAUUGGAUGGUUAUGCAGUAAGCCAGUAAGAUGCUUCUGUGAACAAGCAAACAUUGAUGUUUAGAUCCUUUACAACAGUACAUGUAAAUAUCAUUUCACUUAUUUGAAAUUCCACACACCCAGUUCAUAUAUAUGAGGGUAUCUUGAGAAGAUCAGUUCUGCCACUGUUGUUGUUGGAGACAGAAUUGAACGAGCUCUUCCUUUGUAUCAUCUUUCUUAUAUUGAUUAGUGAAUAGUUGUUGCUGCUUUUAGCCCUCGUUUUCGUGAGAACUUGUUCAGAGUGUAGAAAAGAAAAUUAUGUGGCUAUAGAAGCAUAUAUGCCAUUCAGUAAAACAUCAAAGAAAAAUAACUUUGAAAUCUAUAUAUUUAUUGACUGUGCACCUAUUCCAUCUUCCAAGUAACUUCUGUGGGGUCAUCCUGAUCAGAAGUUUAUCCACCUAAAGAAAAAUUAAUUUUAUCCGAACUUCAUUUCAUUUAUUAUGUUCUCUCACAUUUUUUCAUUGUAUUUAUACAUGAGGAUUUUUUUGUUUCUCUUGUUUAUUUUGAAAGUGAGUACCAGUUUUGAAUAGGCAUUAUCUUUGACCAUUUGAUAGUGAGUUGAAAGAAUAUUUUCUCAUUUCCAAGUUCCUCGCUACCCCCUCUCAUGUUUGAAGAUUAUUCUAUUCCUUUUGUGAAUUCUCUUCAUGUCCUGAAGAGGAGGUUUCUGCACCCUAUUAUGCUUCAUGUCCUUUAUUCAAAAAUUAGUUUGAUGCCUGGCUGAUUAGUGCUGAAUCAGAUCUAGCACAGAAUUACAUUUUACAGCACUACCAUUAUUUGUAUGUUUAUACAGUUGUUGAGUACCUUUGAUUGAAUCAGCAGAUUGUCUCGUCUACCCUUUGUGUAUUAGUUAUCCUUAUGGUGUUUUGAUUGAAUAGAAGCAGAUCAGGAGCCUUUGUUGUUGGUCCACUCUAAUCCCAACCCUUUGUAUGAUAUUUUUGUCAUCUAGAUUUUUAUAGAUGGUUAUGUUGUAUGUUCAUAUUCAUAUGUUGGCUCGGAGAUCCCUUUUGUGGCUUCUACUUUAUCAUGAAGAUUGUCGACAAGGAUUGAGAAGACAUAAUUGCUUACUAAUUAGAUUUCCAUAGAUGGUUAUGUUGUAUGUUCAUAUUCAUAUGUUGGCUCGCAGAUCCCUUUUCUGGCUUCUACUUUAUCAUGAAGAUUGUCGACAAGGAUUGAUAAUGUUAGAGUUAUAAUAUAAGUCAUGUACCCCUUUGUAUUUAUCCCGUUGUAUAAGGGGUUUCCUGCAUAUGUUCCACACCUGUACAUGUAUAUAUAUAUCGGCCUAUGGCCUCAUGGGAAUACAAGUUGCUUAUUUAUAACAUGGUAUCAGAGCUAGGUCAUUUUUUUUGCACGCUGCAACUCGUGCUAUUGAUCUCUUCUGGCUUAUCUCGUUCCCGAUCAAAGCCCUUCUCGAUCUCCCGGAGUCUCCCGAUUGGAUCGAUCUCGUCCGGCUCCUCGAUCUCCCGUUCGGAUCGCUCCCCAGCCGGCCCGAUCGUCACCAUCCCGCUCCUCGUUCUUCAGCUUGGAUUGAUCUCCAGCCGGCCUCGCUCCCCAGCCGGCCCGACCGUUCUCGUCUCGCUCGCAGUGGCAGGCUCGAUCCCAGCCGGCCCCAAUCGACGCAGCUCCCAGCCGGCCUGAUCCCAGCCGGCCUGAUCUGGUGUGGACACAGAUCCCAGCCGGCCUGCUCUCCUGCUCCCGGCCCCAAUCAACGCAGCUCCCGCCGGCCCUUGCCCCUGCGGUUCUUCAGCCGCCGACUGCCAGCUGCCCCUUGAUCGAUCUCUGCCCAAAAAAAACUGGUCUGCUGCAUCGGGCUAUGUUGUUGUUCCUCGCUGUCCAGUGAUCUUUGAUGGUACUAACUACACUGAGUUUACUGGCUUCAUGCGCAUUCACAUGCGUGGCAUCCGUCUUUGGGGUGUUCUUUCUGGCGAGGUCUGCUGUCCGCCACGUCCAGUUCCUCCGGUGGCCCCUACUCCGCCAACUCCAUCGGUUCUUCCUACGGAUGCUAAUCAGGCCACCAAGGAUGCGGCUAAGGUUGCUGAUGAGGCUGCUGAUCGUGCUUAUGAUGAGAGGGUUUUGGCUUAUGAGGAGGCUCUUCAGACGUAUCAUGGUGCUCUGUCUGUUUACACCCAGUGGCUUGAUGAUGAUGCUCGUGCUGCAGCUGUUCUCACUGCUAGUGUUCUGCCUCAGUUUGCUUCUGAAUUUCUGGGUCUUUCUACUGUCUUUGAGAUGUGGACCCGUCUUCGUGAGCGCUAUCAGCCCUCUGGUGAUGCCUUAUACCUCUCUGUGAUCCGUCAGGAGCAUGCUCUUCAGCAGGGUGACUCUUCUGUUGAUGACUUCUAUGCACAGAGUUCUGCUAUCUGGCGCCAGCUUGAUUCUCUUCGUAGUGCUGGGUGUCGUACCUGCCCCUGUUGCCAGGCUGUCCAGGCCAAUUUGGAGUUUCAUCGCGUCUAUGAGUUCUUGUCUCGGCUCCGUAAGGAGUUUGAGCCCCGGCGUGCUCAGUUGUUUGCUCGUGGCCGUAUUUCUCUCAUGGAGGCGCUUUCUGAGAUUCGUGCUGAGGAGACUCGCUUACGUGGUGCUGGUUUGCUGGAGGUUCCCUCUGUGCUUGCUACUCGUGCUCCUACGCCACUUGCUCCACCGACCCCUUCUCGCUCGAGUGCUCCGCCGCUCUUGCCCACUCCUUCUGGAGGCUCAGGUCGCCCCCAUCCACAUUGCGCCUAUUGCAACAAUGAUGGUCAUCUUGAGUCUCAGUGCUACACGAAGAAGAAACACUUGCGCAAGGCUCGAUCAUCAUCUUCCGGGACUUCGUCAUCUACCUCGACAGCUUCAGCCAUUGCUUUGACUGAGCAGGAUAUUCUGAGACUUAAGCGUCUGCUCGCGGCUUCAGGUUCUUCCUCGACGGGUACUGCCGGUUCUGUGACUGAUGCUUCCCGCACUGAGCAAUCACCCUCUACACAGUCAGGUACAUCCCCCUGGGUUCUGGACUCUGGAGCUUCUUUUCAUAUGUCUUCUCAUUCUUCCACUUUGUCCUCUCUUCGAUCACUGGAUUCUCCUAUUCAUGUCUUCACUGCUGAUGGUACUCCACUUUCUGUUGCUAGUAGAGGCAAUCUUACUACUCCUUAUUCUGUUCCUGAUGUUGCUCAUGUUCCUUGACUUACCAUGAAUUUGUUUUCUGCUGGUCAACUUACGGAUUCUGGUUGUCGCGUCAUCCUUGACGUUGACUCUUGUUCUGUCCAGGACCGUCACACGCACACUCUGGUUGGGGCUGGCCCUCGCCGCCGUGAUUCUCAGGGUCUUUGGGAGUUGGACUGGCUUCAUGUUCCUUCUGCUGCCACCACCAUCGCCAGUUCUUCCGCUUCUGUCGCCUCCGUCACUGGUUCCUUCCAGCAGUGGCAUCAUCGACUUGGUCAUCUGUGUGGUUCUCGGUUGUCUUCUUUAGUUCGUCGAGGUCUUCUGGGGUCUGUCUCAGGAGAUGUCUCUUUAGAGUGUCAGGGUUGUCAUCUUGGCAAGCAGAUUCAGUUACCAUAUUCACAUAGUGAGUCAGUGUCUAAGCGUCCUUUCGAUUUAGUCCAUUCUGAUGUAUGGGGUCCGGCCCCUUUCGCUUCGAAAGGUGGUCAUAAAUACUAUAUUAUUUUCAUAGAUGAUUUCUCUCGUUACACAUGGCUUUA
This is a messenger RNA of Triticum urartu, 4740 nucleotides long. NCBI's taxonomy places the organism in Eukaryota, Viridiplantae, Streptophyta, Magnoliopsida, Poales, Poaceae. The record is from RefSeq and is a predicted model, not a curated record.